AGAGACGCUCGAGGUCGGCAGCUAAGCCGACAGGUCGCUCCAGCUCUGCGCGGUGAGGAGCUCCCGGUCCCUGGAGAAGGGGCGCGUCCCCCGCGAGCCCCCGGGAAGCACCGCGCGCUCAGGAGGGACGGCCGGGCUGCCGCCCCCCGCUGAAGGCUCGGCGCCGGGCGCCCCUCCUUCCCACCUCCAGAGCGAGGGAGGGAGGGAGGAAAGGAAGGAGGGUCCCACGGAGGCGGCACAAUGGCCCGUCGUGGGGGGCUUGGGCUCUGCUUCUUCCCAGAGCUGCCUCCCCUCCUCCGACAGCCGCGAGGGCUGGCUUGAAGCCGGGCUCCCCAGCCUCCCGCCGACGGCCAGCGCGACCCCCCGGGGCCGGGGCAGCGGCGCCGGCAUGUCGUCAGGCACCAUGAAGUUCAAUGGCUACUUGAGGGUCCGCAUCGGCGAGGCCGUGGGGCUGCAGCCCACCCGCUGGUCCUUGCGCCAUUCGCUUUUCAAGAAGGGCCACCAGCUGCUGGACCCCUACCUGACAGUGAGCGUGGACCAGGUGCGCGUGGGCCAAACCAGCACCAAGCAGAAGACCAACAAGCCCACCUACAACGAGGAGUUCUGCGCCAAUGUUACCGACGGCGGCCACCUGGAGCUCGCCGUCUUCCACGAGACCCCCCUGGGCUAUGACCACUUCGUGGCCAAUUGCACCCUGCAGUUCCAGGAGCUGCUGCGCACAGCCGGCACCUCGGACACCUUCGAGGGCUGGGUGGACCUGGAGCCAGAGGGGAAGGUGUUUGUGGUAAUAACCCUGACGGGGAGUUUCACUGAAGCUACUCUCCAGAGGGACAGAAUCUUCAAACAUUUUACGAGAAAGCGCCAGAGGGCUAUGCGAAGGCGAGUCCACCAGAUCAAUGGACACAAGUUCAUGGCAACGUACCUGAGGCAGCCCACCUACUGCUCUCAUUGCCGAGAAUUUAUCUGGGGCGUCUUUGGGAAGCAGGGCUAUCAAUGCCAAGUGUGCACCUGUGUUGUCCAUAAGCGCUGCCAUCAUCUCAUUGUUACAGCCUGUACUUGCCAAAACAAUAUUAACAAAGUAGAUUCAAAGAUUGCUGAACAGAGGUUUGGAAUCAACAUUCCACACAAGUUCAACAUCCACAACUACAAAGUGCCAACAUUCUGUGAUCACUGUGGCUCCCUGCUCUGGGGGAUAAUGCGACAGGGGCUUCAGUGUAAAAUAUGUAAGAUGAAUGUACAUAUCCGAUGUCAGGGCAACGUGGCCCCCAACUGUGGAGUGAAUGCUGUGGAGCUCGCCAAGACUCUGGCAGGGAUGGGUCUGCAGCCAGGAAAUAUCUCCCCAACCUCGAAGCUUGUCUCCAGAUCAACUUUGAGAAGACAAGGAAAGGAAAGCACCAAAGAAGGAAAUGGGGUUGGGGUUAACUCUUCCAAUCGACUUGGUAUUGAUAACUUUGAGUUCAUCCGCGUAUUGGGAAAAGGGAGUUUUGGGAAGGUGAUGCUUGCAAGAAUAAAAGAAACCGGAGACCUCUAUGCAGUGAAGGUGCUAAAGAAGGAUGUGAUCCUCCAGGACGAUGAUGUGGAAUGCACGAUGACUGAGAAAAGGAUCCUAUCUUUGGCCCGCAACCACCCUUUCCUCACUCAGCUCUUCUGCUGCUUUCAGACUCCGGACCGUCUGUUUUUCGUAAUGGAGUUUGUGAAUGGAGGCGACCUGAUGUUCCACAUUCAGAAAUCACGUCGCUUUGAUGAAGCCCGUGCUCGGUUCUAUGCUGCAGAAAUCAUCUCUGCGCUCAUGUUCUUACACGACAAAGGAAUCAUCUACAGAGAUCUGAAACUGGACAACGUCCUGUUGGACCAUGAGGGCCACUGUAAACUGGCAGACUUCGGAAUGUGCAAGGAGGGGAUCUGUAACGGUGUCACCACAGCAACGUUCUGUGGCACACCCGACUAUAUUGCUCCAGAGAUCCUGCAGGAAAUGCUCUACGGGCCUGCUGUGGACUGGUGGGCCAUGGGCGUGCUGCUCUAUGAGAUGCUCUGUGGGCAUGCGCCCUUUGAGGCCGAGAAUGAAGAUGACCUCUUUGAGGCCAUUCUGAAUGAUGAAGUUGUCUACCCUACCUGGCUCCAUGAAGAUGCCACCGGGAUCCUAAAAUCUUUCAUGACUAAGAACCCCACCAUGCGUUUGGGCAGCUUGUCUCAGGGAGGUGAGCACGCCAUCUUGAGACAUCCUUUCUUUAAGGAAAUUGACUGGGCCCAGCUGAACCAUCGUCAACUAGAACCACCUUUCAGACCCAGAAUCAAAUCCCGAGAAGAUGUCAGCAAUUUUGACCCUGACUUCAUAAAAGAAGAGCCAGUUUUAACCCCCAUUGACGAGGGGCAUCUUCCUAUGAUUAACCAGGAUGAGUUUAGAGACUUUUCCUAUGUGUCUCCAGAACUGCAGCCAUAGCCAUGGGGAGAACGAGAGAUGCUAUGAGAAUCAAGAUUUUUCCAGGAAUUUCCCUGUGGGGAAGUCUCCAGCCUCAAUCAGCCUUAGAGCAAGACCCUAAAAGGAGCGGGUAGAGAAUUCCAUGAAGGACAGAGCUUCAACUAUUUCAAGUCUCAAGUGAAUCCUGGCUCU
This is a messenger RNA of Elephantulus edwardii (Cape elephant shrew), 2611 nucleotides long. It is a transcript of the gene PRKCH, whose product is annotated as protein kinase C, eta. The transcript is spliced from 14 exons. NCBI's taxonomy places the organism in Eukaryota, Metazoa, Chordata, Mammalia, Macroscelidea, Macroscelididae. The coding region runs from base 389 to 2440 and encodes 683 amino acids. Gene Ontology annotation, biological process: protein phosphorylation. The record is from RefSeq and is a predicted model, not a curated record. Gene Ontology annotation, molecular function: ATP binding; diacylglycerol-dependent serine/threonine kinase activity.